Messenger RNA from Laccaria bicolor S238N-H82, 2079 nucleotides. RefSeq lists its product as uncharacterized. The record is from RefSeq and is a predicted model, not a curated record. Lineage: Eukaryota; Fungi; Basidiomycota; Agaricomycetes; Agaricales; Hydnangiaceae. The transcript has 9 exons. The coding region runs from base 1 to 2079 and encodes 692 amino acids. Gene Ontology annotation, biological process: DNA integration; DNA recombination. Gene Ontology annotation, molecular function: DNA binding.
AUGUGCACCACUGAGGCUUCGACUGACAAGGAUGCCAGUCCUAUUCUGUGUGCCUCAAGCUCUCAUAUCAAUGAGGAUGCUGUUGCAGGCUCAUCUCAAAAUCCGAUCAUCAUCGAUGAUGAUCUCGUCAUCGCUCAAGAAUCUUUGGAGAUGACCCACAAAAUGAAGUGGCUAGCGACAGGGUCACCUCGGAGGAACCAUACAAAGGCAUCUGCAGCUACUGCAGCUGCAGCAAUUGCAGCUUCGAAAGUGUCUCCCUCAGCCACCAGAAAGCCACAACGGGCAUCAAAAAAGGCACACGUUACGGCGGCACCACUUGCAACACUCCAGAAAACCCGAAAUGUGCAGGUGAAGGAACUGACCUCAGUCAAAAAUACAAGUAAUGCCUAUGGCGGGCAUCUGGACAGAGGAGUGAGGUUCUUGGCAAGUAUGGUUGAGGAGAGGCAAGCAAGGGGCGAGGUCAUCUGCAGUGAGGGCAUCCCAACAAACGAGCUUGAGAAGGCAUUUGAGAAACCACCAAAUCGUUUUUCGGCCAUGGCUGUUGAAAUGUUCCUAGUCCAGAAAUGCUUUGUGCAGGGCCUCGGAAAAGACACAGCAGAUGGGAUUCACGGUGCCUUCGCAAGAUACUGGGAUACAAUGGAUGGGGAAAAAUACGCUGGCGUGUACCAAAUAGAUGACGAGACAGGCAGGGUAACUGGGUGUCCUGCUCGGGCUCCUGCUGUCAUGGCUGUGGUGCAUGCAGUGAAAGUACGGUCUGCAGAGAAGGGCCAUGCAGCAAUCCGAAAUCACGCUGAGGCAAUGAUGAUAGAGGAGCUGCAAAAGCUAAUGGUGUGGUCAGAAACAAUGUGUCCCGAUGAUAUGCUUACGAUGCCCAUCGAAGAUCUCGCAACCUUAAAGUUUCGUGCCGAGCAUGCACUCAUGAGAGCAUUCAUCAGCUCGGCGUUUACACUUUGGACUAGAUGUUUCGAGUUACUCACCUUGCAAGACCAAGACAUCAAGAACAAUUGUGUGGGGCCAUCGCCGCACUACAUCCCACACUUUAAAGUUCUGCUCGAGAACAGAAAAGGGUGGCAACAUGCAAAAGGCUAUGAUGGCCCGCGGACAAGCAACAUCUAUGAGAUUUAUCACCAAGAUGUUCUCACAAUAGACAUGCAUGCGCACCUUCCAAAAUGGCAGGCAUACCUCCAAAAACUCCAACCCAACUGGAAAGUUGAGAAGGACGACUACAUUUUCCCCCACAUCGCCCCAAAUGGAUUGAUCCACCCUAAACGCGAAAUGAGCUAUGAUUCACUGCAAACUUUGCUCACCAAGUUCACGGCAGCCGCUGGACUUGAAAAGCACUACACGACACACUGCUUUCGACGUGGCGGCGCUCAAUACAGGUUCAUCAACGUGCUGCAUCCAAUUCCCCUUGGAGUGGACCAAAGCUUCAUGGGCGAACACAUUGCAGUGCAACAUGCAACAGGUGAAGAUGUUCGACAGAUACAAGACUGUGUCAAUCGCAAAUUUGAUGAGCUCACAAGAACAAUCACAACAAGAUUCUCCCAUACCUGUCAUUCCGGUCCAACUGCCCACCGUCUUACAGAUCCAAUAUCAGACAUGCUCGUUGGACCUGAACGCCCGCCACACACCCAAUUGCAAGCAUCAAGGGCUGCAUCAGCACCCUACACCUUACCACAUGCAAUUGAGGGCGCUGCCGUGAGGAAAGAAGGCCCCCAAACAUCUCUACCCCAGCGUGCAAUGUCUGAGGCUGCCAGCGUCAUCACGCCAACCUUCCGGCGCUUCAAUUUCGCAAUUCCGGACCUAGGAAGAACCCCCGGGGCGUGGAAAAGAGCGAUCAAGCAGUGGGAGGAAGUUGAUCCAGUGACAAAGCGCACCUUGAGGGACUGGCCAGAGGAGUGGUACAAGGGCAGCAGUGCCACAGCCGCCAAGCGGAUGCAGAGGAAGACAAUAUUUGAUGAGUAUGUGAGGUGGAAUAACGGGAGAACACGCUCCAGCAAGCACGGAACGGCAGAGGAACACAAAUCAAAUUCAUCUCACAACUCACCGCCUGAAACCGAAAUCGAGACCGACAUCUGA